AUUUGGUAGGGAAGCGAGAGAUCAAAAAAUGAAGGGAGGAGAGACGAUGUCAGUACGGAGGAGCGGGUACAAGGCGGUGGUUGACGGAGUUGGUGGACGGCGGCGAAGAGAGGAUGAUAUGGUUGAGAUCCGCAAAGCUAAGAGAGAAGAGAGCUUGCUUAAGAAGCGUCGGGAGGCUCUUCCUCAUUCUCCUUCCGCUGAUUCUCUUGACCAGAAGUUGAUAAGCUGUAUUUGGUCUGACAAGAGGGAUCUGUUGAUUGAGGCUACUACUCAGAUCAGAACGUUACUUUGUGGUGAAACAUUUAACGUACGUGUUGAAGAAGUUAUACAGGCCGGUUUGGUUCCACGAUUUGUGGAGUUCCUAACAUGGGAUGACUUCCCCCAGCUUCAGUUUGAAGCGGCUUGGGCUUUAACAAAUAUUGCAUCUGGAACAUCUGAGAAUACUGAAGUGGUGAUUGAUCAUGGAGCUGUUGCAAUACUAGUGAGACUUCUCAACUCGCCAUAUGAUGGGGUCCGUGAGCAGGUUGUUUGGGCAUUAGGAAAUAUUUCUGGAGACUCUCCGAGAUGCCGUGAUAUAGUCCUUGGACAUGGAGCUCUACCUUCUCUGCUGUUGCAGUUAAACCAUGGAGCCAAACUUUCUAUGCUUGUAAACGCCGCUUGGACUUUAUCUAAUCUUUGCAGAGGAAAACCUCAGCCUCCAUUUGAUCAGGUGAGUGCUGCAUUACCAGCUCUUGCACAACUCAUUCGGUUAGAUGACAAGGAACUCUUGGCUUACACGUGUUGGGCGCUGGUGUAUCUUUCUGAUGGUUCAAAUGAAAAAAUACAAGCCGUGAUUGAAACCAAUGUUUGUGCACGACUUAUUGGUCUUUCGGUCCACCGUUCGCCUUCAGUUAUCACUCCCGCUCUUCGCACUAUUGGAAAUAUUGUAACUGGAAACGAUAGUCAAACUCAGCAUAUAAUUGAUCUUCAAGCGCUCCCAUGCUUGUUAAAUCUUCUAAGGGGAUCCUAUAACAAGACCAUCAGGAAGGAAGCUUGUUGGGCAGUCUCUAAUAUCACAGCUGGUUGUCAGUCACAGAUUCAGGCUGUUUUUGAUGCUGAUAUAUGUCCUGCACUUGUUAAUCUGCUCCAAAACUCUGAGCACGACGUCAAGAAGGAAGCUGCCUGGGCUAUCUGCAACGCCAUAGCUGGAGGCUCUUACAAGCAAAUCAUGUUUCUAGUAAAGCAAGAAUGCAUCAAACCGUUGUGCGAUCUUCUUACAUCCUCAGAUACUCAACUCGUCAUGGUUUAUUUAGAAGCACUCGAGAAAAUACUGAAGGUGGGAGAAGUUUUCAGCUCAAGACACGCUGAAGGUAUUUACCAAUGUCCUCAAACAAAUGUAAACCCACAUGCUCAGCUAAUAGAAGAGGCAGAGGGACUGGAGAAAAUCGAGGGCCUGCAAUCUCAUGAGAACAAUGACAUCUACGAAAUGGCAGUGAAGAUUCUUGAAACAUACUGGAUGGAAGAAGAAGAAGAAGAAGAAGAAGAAGAAGAAGAAGAGCAAGGACAACAAGACAUGAUAUAUUUCCCACUUGACAACUUUGCAAACAUGCCAACACCCUCAGGCACUCUCAGUGAGAUGCACUGCGGACCUUAAGAGGACAAGGGGCGUUGGCAAACAUACACAGCUCAUCUGUUCAUAACACUAACUGAAAAUCAAGGUUAGAGACUAAAUUACUUGCUUUAUUUAGUAAUGACAAUGUUGGUCAGUACGUAGUAGUAGUUUGUAAUCAGGAACAAACUUUACAGUUCUAUCUGAUCCCUUCUCCAUAGAUUCUUAAAAUCAUGGUUAAUUUCUUUACAUGUAAAUAAAUCAUUAUCAACUCG
This is a messenger RNA of Arabidopsis arenosa, 1863 nucleotides long. The record is from the annotation of a GenBank genome assembly. Lineage: Eukaryota; Viridiplantae; Streptophyta; Magnoliopsida; Brassicales; Brassicaceae.